Messenger RNA from Balaenoptera acutorostrata (minke whale), 1134 nucleotides. It is a transcript of the gene ACTRT2, whose product is annotated as actin related protein T2. The transcript has a single exon. The record is from RefSeq and is a predicted model, not a curated record. The coding region runs from base 1 to 1134 and encodes 377 amino acids. Lineage: Eukaryota; Metazoa; Chordata; Mammalia; Artiodactyla; Balaenopteridae.
AUGUUUAACCCACACGUGUUAGAUUCUCCAGCUGUGAUUUUUGACAAUGGGUCCGGGCUCUGUAAGGCAGGCCUGUCUGGAGAGAUUGGCCCCCGCCAUGUCGUCCACUCCAUCGUGGGGCACCCCAAGUUCAAGAUGCCUUCUGCGGGGGCCAAUCAGAAGAAGUACUUUGUGGGGGAAGAGGCCCUGCACAGGAACGAGGUUUUACACCUGCACUACCCCAUCGAGCGAGGCCUGAUCACAGGCUGGGACGACAUGGAGAAACUCUGGAAGCAUCUCUUCGAGUGGGAGCUGGGGGUCAAAGCCAGCGACCGGCCGGUGCUCAUGACGGAGCGCUCGCUGAACCCCAGGGAGACCCGGGAGAAGACGGCCGAGGUGAUGUUUGAGAGCUUCAACGUGCCCGCCUUCUACCUGUCGGACCAGGCCGUGCUGGCCCUCUACGCCUCGGCCUGCAUCACGGGCCUGGUGGUGGACAGCGGGGACGGGGCCACCUGCACCGUCCCCAUCUUCGAGGGCUACUCCCUGCCCCACGCCAUCACCAAGCUCUACGUGGCGGGGAGAGACAUCACGGAGCACCUCACCCGGCUGCUGCUGGCCAGCGGGAGGACCUUCCCCUGCGUGCUGGACAAAGCCCUGGUGGACGACAUCAAGGAGAAGCUCUGCUAUAUGGCCCUGGAGCCAGAGAAGGAGCUGUCGCGGAGGCCGGAGGAGGUGCUCAGGGAGUACAAGCUGCCCGAUGGCAGCAUCAUCCGUAUCGGGGACCAGCUGUACCAGGCGCCCGAGGCCCUGUUCUCGCCCGAGCAGCUGGGCAUCCAAAACCCGGGCCUCUCCAAGAUGGUCUCCUGCAGCAUCACCAAGUGUGACGCCGACAUCCAGAAGAUGCUCUACGGGGAGAUUGUGCUGUCCGGGGGCACCACGCUCUUCCAGGGGCUGGAUGACCGUCUUCUGAGGGAGCUGGAGCAGGUGGCUUCCAAAGGGACCCUCAUCAAGAUCACAGCGCCGCCCGACCGCUGCUUCUCCACGUGGAUUGGCGCCUCCAUCGUCACCUCCCUGAGCAGCUUCAAGCAGAUGUGGGUCACCUCUGCGGACUUCAAGGAGUUUGGGACAUCCGUGGUUCAGAGAAGGUGCUUCUGA